Messenger RNA from Carica papaya (papaya), 901 nucleotides. RefSeq names its product early nodulin-like protein 8 (gene ENODL8). Lineage: Eukaryota; Viridiplantae; Streptophyta; Magnoliopsida; Brassicales; Caricaceae. The record is from RefSeq and is a predicted model, not a curated record. Gene Ontology annotation, molecular function: electron transfer activity. Gene Ontology annotation, cellular component: plasma membrane.
GAUUGAUUUCUUUUCCAACCCUUGUCUCCAAAAUAUUAAAAUUCCUUUUAUAUCCUAGGUCUUUUGGGACUUGAGUGUAUAUAAAUAUCAAAAUCUUUUAAUAGGGAAGAGGGAGUUUAGGCAAUAAAAAAGAAAAAGAAAAAAAGUAAAAGGUUGAAGGAUGAGCAAUCUUGGAUGGUAUUUGCUCUGUACUUUUCAGCUUAUUUUGGUGGUUAAUUCCCUGGAAUACAAGGUUGGAGAUCUGAAUGCUUGGGGAGUACCCAGCGAAGUUAAUCCACAGGUUUACAACAAAUGGUCAAAGUACCACAGUUUCAAGAUUGGAGAUUCUCUCUUGUUCUUGUACCCACCAAGUCAAGAUUCAGUUAUCCAAGUGACAGAAGAAUCUUACAAGUCUUGCAACAUCAAAGAUCCAAUCUUAUACAUGAACAAUGGAAACUCUUUAUUCAACAUCAGUGGAGAUGGGAAUUUAUACUUUACCAGUGGGGCUGCAGGGCACUGUGAAAAGAGACAGAAGCUGCAGAUUUCUGUUGGGUUGGCCGCCUCUGCCACGUCUCCUUCUCAACUUCCUGAUACUGCACCUUCUUACCCAACUGUCUUUGGCUCAAUCCCUCAACCUCCUUCUUCUUCUUCUUCUUCUUCUUCUUCAUUUCCACCAUUUCCACUUUUCCUUUCAGCUGUUCUUGGGUUGCUAAUUGGCUUAAUCAUGUGAAGGGUUUUACUCAAUCCAACUUAGAUCUCUCAUAUUUUUGUUUGUCACUUGGACAUGGAUUGAAUCAAGCUACUGUUGCUGUAACUGGGUUUUAUUUUUUUUUCUGGGAAAGGACCAUGAGAAAAGGUAAGCACUCAGAUUUUUGUAUACAGAUCAUAUCUCCACUUGUAAAAUGUAUUUGUUGAGCACCAA